This is a messenger RNA of Sturnus vulgaris (Common starling), 1274 nucleotides long. It is a transcript of the gene TRNT1, whose product is annotated as tRNA nucleotidyl transferase 1. NCBI's taxonomy places the organism in Eukaryota, Metazoa, Chordata, Aves, Passeriformes, Sturnidae. Gene Ontology annotation, molecular function: nucleotidyltransferase activity; tRNA binding. Gene Ontology annotation, biological process: mitochondrial tRNA 3'-end processing; tRNA 3'-terminal CCA addition. Gene Ontology annotation, cellular component: mitochondrion. The record is from RefSeq and is a predicted model, not a curated record.
CGGCACCAUGAGGCUGCAGGCGCCGCAGUUCCAGGCGCUCUUCACGCCGGGGCUGCGCAGCGUGGCCGAACUUUUUGAGAAGAAGAACUACGAGCUGAGAAUAGCAGGAGGGGCUGUGAGGGAUUUACUGAGCGGAGUGACACCACAGGACAUCGAUUUUGCCACCACAGCUACACCGGCAGAGAUGAAGGAAAUGUUCACAGCAGCUGGGGUUCGUCUGAUCAAUAACAAAGGAGAAAAGCACGGAACCAUCACUGCCAGGCUCCAUGAACAGAAUUUUGAAAUUACCACUCUCCGAAUAGAUGUUGUCACCGAUGGACGGCACGCAGAGGUGGAGUUCACCACGGACUGGCACAAGGAUGCUGAGAGGAGAGAUCUCACUGUCAACUCCAUGUUUUUAGGUUUGGAUGGGACGCUCUAUGAUUUCUUUAAUGGCUAUGAAGACUUGAAAAACAAGAAAAUCAGAUUUGUGGGGAAGGCAGCUGAGAGAAUACAAGAAGAUUAUUUAAGAAUCCUGAGAUACUUCAGAUUUUAUGGAAGAAUUGCAGAGAAACCUGGAGAUCAUGAACCUAAUACACUGCAAGCAAUUAAAGAAAAUGCCAAAGGCUUGGCUGGAAUAUCAGGAGAAAGGAUUUGGGUGGAACUCAAAAAAAUUCUUCUUGGAAACCAUGUCAAUCAUUUGGUUCAACUUAUGUAUGAGGUGGAUAUUGCCCAGUACAUAGGGCUACCACUUGAUGGGAGUUUAGAAGAAUUUGCCAGAGUCACUAAAAACAUCCAAAACCUGUCUCCAAAACCCAUGACUGUGCUGACAUCCUUGUUCAAGGGCAAGGAUGAUGUCACAAACCUGGACCUGAGGCUGAAAAUCUCCAAGGAGGAAAAAAAUCUUGGCCUUUUCUUGGUGAAGCACAGGCAGGAGUUAACCAAAGGCUCGGGGCCAGAACCACUUAGACCAUACCAGGACUUCCUGAUGGAUUCUAGGGAAGCUAACACCAUCUCCAAGAUCUUUGAGCUGCUGAAGUACCAAGGAGAGGAGCAGCUCUUGAAAGAAAUGCAGGAAUGGACUGUGCCCUCCUUCCCUGUCAGUGGCCACGACCUGAGGAAGAUGGGGGUGUCGUCUGGGAAGGAAAUUGGGACAGCACUGCAGCAGCUGAGGGAUGAGUGGAAAAAGAGUGGAUACCACAUGGAUAAAGAGGAGCUGCUGAGCUGCCUGAAGAAGCUGUAAAGUGAAUAAUAACAGAACUGAUUGUGCCCUGAUCCGAGUGGAACUGAGCCUC